Messenger RNA from Cydia amplana, 986 nucleotides. Its product is annotated as leukocyte receptor cluster member 1 homolog. The record is from RefSeq and is a predicted model, not a curated record. The transcript is spliced from 2 exons. The coding region runs from base 52 to 954 and encodes 300 amino acids. NCBI's taxonomy places the organism in Eukaryota, Metazoa, Arthropoda, Insecta, Lepidoptera, Tortricidae.
UUAAAUCUAGUUGUUGCUCCACUACGUACAAAACGGGAAAACCUUGACACAAUGAAUAUCCUACCUAAAAAAAGAUGGCAUGUAAGGACAAAAGAGAAUAUUGCAAGAGUGAGAAGAGAUGAAGCUGAAGCAGCAGAAAAAGAAAAAGAAGAGAGAUUAAGAAUUGAAAAUGCAGAUCGGGAAGCCAGGCUCAACAUUCUAAAACAUAAAAGUAAGCAAAAGUUGCUAGAACUAGGCAUCAGUGAUCAAGAGCCUCAACCUGAAACAUCCCAACCUCAACAAGCGGAGCAUAUUAAUUUAUUUGUUGACUUAGAACAUGCUGUUACAGCAUCAAAUAAAGAUCAUGACAAAGAAGUAAAAGAAAAAAAGGAAGAAUAUGAAAAGAAAAUUGGUUACCUAACAUAUCUGGGACAGGACACAAAUGAAGCACUCAAAAAGAAAAAUUGGUAUGAAGUGUUACCAAAUGCAUCUAGGUUUUCUAGGUCCGGUGAAAUUAAGGAUACUUAUGACAAAUUGGUACUAAGAGAUGAGGAUGGCAAACCAAGGACAAAAGAGGGUGACAUCAAAAAUGGAGAAGUUGCUUGGAAGGCUAAGCAAAAGUUAGAUCCCAUUCAGAAGUUUAUUCAAUAUUGCACUGGUAAAACAAAUAAUGUGACUACAAGUAAAAGUUCAAAGAAAAUAGAAACGGCUGUUACUAGUCCAGAAAGAAAGAGUAAACAUAAACUUAAAAGUAAAAAGCACAAGAAAGACAAAGAUGAAAAACAAAAGAAGCUACUCAAGCUUAGAGAGGAACGGCUGAAACGAGAACAACAAGAGAAACUGAAGACGGAGAUGUUAUUGAGCGGCCUCAAUCCUACAACUACUCAGAAGCCGCCAGAUUCUGGUGUGACAAGAGUUAAACCAAAAUAUAAUUCCCAAUUCAAUCCAGAGCUUGCCAGACAAAAUUAUACUUAAGAGUCAUGAAACUGCCGUUAUUUUAAGAAAUG